AUGAUUGGCAACCAUUUUGUGUUCAAAAGGGUUUUGCUGACCAUCCUCUUUAGCUUCUUUGCAUCGCUGUUGAUCUACACUGAUUAUUUGCAGGAAUUGUACCUAUUCAGCAAUAAGUUCAGGCUCACAGAGUUCAAAGUGGAUAUGAGCACCUAUCAUUUCCUGAAGAGCUACUCGGACCUAGAACAGCACUCGCUAUCUUCCAUCAAGCUUUCAAAGGUCCUAAAUACCAUUGAGCAAAUGAGCGGCGAUUUAGAUACAGCCGCUCAAGAGCUAUAUCUAUAUCCUCCAUUUCCUAAAUUGGAUCUGGUCUAUGUGGGGCCUACGUUUAUCGAGAAUGGGUCGCUAUCGCUCAAUUGUGAAUACAGUUUUAUGAAAUUCAAAUGCCGUGUGCAAGGGCUCAUUCGCAGCGAAAAGACGUAUUUGGUGAACACAUAUCUGAGCGACUCGAAAUUCGAGGAGAUUGAGUUCCACGCUUCCUGGAGAGAUUUGGUGCAGUUCUACAAAAUGAAUCGCCUUAAUGACGAGAAUACUACCAACUUACGUCUGAUAGCCAAUUACCUGUUUCUUUUUGGCUUCAACGGUACCCAUAUCCCUCUUUUUGCGUCCCCGUCAGCUGAGGUCGACUCGGCAGUUAUUGAGAAUAAGAUCGAGCUUUACAAUAAGAUACAGAGCACCAUUAGGGACUUCAUCGGGCUCGUCCAACUAAAGAUGGUCAACUUUGCGCUCAUUGCAGUUUCGUUUAUUGCUGUGCUGCUAUUGCAUCUUAUUCUUUAUUGGGUGCUCUACCUGGUGUGCGGGUAUCGGUCGAAAAAAAAUAUAGAAAACGGCCCAUUGGUGAAUUACGAGGAUGCCAUUGUGCAGGAUUAUAACUUACAUUCCAAUAGUGCGAUACAUUUUGACCAACCAAGGAAGCCCGAUUUGAAGACCGGGGCUUCUGAUCUGGAGCAGCAGAAUGACAAUAACGAGGAUUUCCAGAAUCAGGACUUAUUGGGUAAAAGCCGUUUCGCGUUUGGGCUUAUAAUAGUUUAUUGUCUCGUCCACUAUCUUGUGUAUUACCUUAUUGACUUCCUAAUUCAGCAGGCGAUCAACCAGAUCUUUCGCAGUGUCACAAACGGAGAAAUAGAGCUGAGCGGGAUCAGCAGCACAAACACGUUGGUUGCGACUUCGGGGCUGCCAGAUCUGUCUCCGAUAUCUGAUGGCUCGAAUUGGAACAAUAACGGCGGAGAAACGUUCACUUCGCUGCUGAACAUAUGUGGCUUGGUUCUGAAUACGCUGAUAUUCAGUUUCUUCCACUACCUUUAUGGCGUUUUGGUGUACGUUUACACGCUAACAUGA
Molecule: messenger RNA, 1338 nt
Organism: Ogataea angusta
Lineage: Eukaryota; Fungi; Ascomycota; Pichiomycetes; Pichiales; Pichiaceae
Exons: 1
Coding region: 1-1338 (445 amino acids)
Source: RefSeq, a predicted model, not a curated record